Messenger RNA from Aureococcus anophagefferens, 5009 nucleotides. RefSeq lists its product as hypothetical. Gene Ontology annotation, cellular component: voltage-gated calcium channel complex; membrane. Gene Ontology annotation, biological process: calcium ion import across plasma membrane. The record is from RefSeq and is a predicted model, not a curated record. Gene Ontology annotation, molecular function: high voltage-gated calcium channel activity. The transcript is spliced from 6 exons. NCBI's taxonomy places the organism in Eukaryota, Pelagophyceae, Pelagomonadales, Pelagomonadaceae. The coding region runs from base 1 to 4995 and encodes 1664 amino acids.
AUGGCGAAGCGCCGCGAGAGCGGCGGCGGGUGGUUCUCCGACCUGUUCGCGCCGAGCGACCUGUUCAAGCCCAGCUCGCGAGAGGAGCCGAUGCCCUUACAGGACCAGUGCUGGUCCUGCUCGACGACCUUUGAGACGCCGCCGCCCUUCGAGUUCUUCUGCUACGCCGACGUCGACGAGCCCCGGGUCGACGUCGUCGUCGACGUCGCGCCGACUCUCGAGCUGACGGACGAGCAGGAGAACGCCGCGGCGAACAAGGCCCUCGGCGAGGGCCAGCGCUACGAGCCGUGGCGCCGGUCGCCGUCGGGCGACGCGUCCGCCGCGCGCGUCGCCGCGCCGUCGCGCGCGGGCCGCUUCCUCAAGUCGAAGCGCUUCGAGAACGGCAUGCUCGUGCUCAUCCUGAUCAACUGCGCCCUGCUCGCGAUGUGGAACCCGCGCUGGGAGCGCGACGCGGCGCGCGACGGCGGCGCGCCGCUCUGGUGGAAGGCGGCGGACCUCGCGAUCCUCGGCGCCUUCGUCCUCGAGGCCAUCGCGAAGAUCGCGACGUUCCGGCUGCGCUACUUCUACAGCGCCUGGAACGUGCUCGACGCCGUCGUCGCGCUGACGGGCGUCGUCGACGCCGCGUACAUGGACGCGCCCGACGUGAGCUUCCUCAAGGCGCUCCGCGUGCUCCGGCCGCUGCGCACCGUGAACCGCGUGCCGAGGCUCCAGCGGACCAUCGCCGUGCUGCUCCGGUCGCUCAUCAACCUCCGCGACAUCGUGCUGAUGAUCGCGGGCGUCCUGCUGACGCUGUCGCUCGCGGCGAUGCAGCUGUGGAGCCCGACGCCCGUGACGCGCUGCGUCUCCGACCUCGACGGGUCGCCCCAGUACGGCGACGAGCUCAGCGCGGGCCUCGAGAUCUCGCAGGUCGCCUGCUGGCUGAACGACGACGCCGUCGCGCCCGGCGGCACCGCGAGGACCUGCGGCCUGCCGCGGCUCGUCGUCGACGGCUACGGUUGCGAGGCGGGCUACUCCUGCGCGCGCGCGGCGUCCGCCGACGGGCCGGGCCGGGGCUACGCGGGGUUCCGCAACGUGCUCACGACGGUCCUCACGCUGACGAACCUGGCCUUUGGCGAGAUCUGGAGCGACAUCAUGCUCCACACGCAGGAGGCCAACGGCGCGGCGGCGGCGUCCCGUGUACUACUUGGCGGGGGCUCCGGCGUGUCCGCGUUCUUCGUCUGCUUCAUGCUCGCCGUGAGCACGAUGCUCUUCUCCAUCGCCGUCGCCGCGCUGCUUUCCCAGUUCCACGAGCGCCACGUCAACGCGAUCAGCGACAGGCUCGUCAAGACGCGGUCCAUGGAGCUCGACGACGACGAUAAGUUCGUGCCGGAGGACAUGUCCCUGCGCAUCCAGCGGCCGCAGACCCUCGGCGACCGGCUCUGGCGCGGCACGCGGAGCUCGCGGGUCCGCCGACUCCUCACGUCGCCGACGCGGUGGCCGAACGUGCUCGUGACGCUCGUCGUGCUGCUGAGCGUCGCGGCCAUGGCCGCCGACGGCUACCACGCGACCAAGUCCGUGUCGCGCUUCGCGAACGUCGUCAACCUCUGGUCGUCCAUCUUCUUCGCGGUCGAGUUCGCGGCCAAGGUCGCGAUCCUCGGCGUCGGGCCGUACUUCGGCGACGCGUGGAACUGGUUCGACUUCGUGAUCUGCGUCUGCUCCGUCGUCGAGAUCUUCGUCGAGUCCAUGCUCCGCAGCGUCAAGGCGCUGCGCAUCCUGCGGCUCGUGCGCCUCGCGCGGCUCGUGCGCGCGGUCCGCCACUGGAACUCGCUGAGGGAGGUGCUGCUCAUGAUCGAGGUGGCGCUCGACGCGGUCUGGCCGAGCCUGCUCCUCCUGCUCCUCUUCCUCUUCAUCAUGACCCUGGGCGCCAUGCAGUUCUUCGGGCCCUACGGCCUCGUCGCGACGUCGCCGAACGACGCGGAGCACGAGCGCGCGGUGCGCUUCGACUCGUUCACCUGGGCCUUCCUCCAGGUCUUCCUCACGGCGCUGGGCGAGGACUGGAGCUACGUCAUGUACUCGACGAUGGCCAAGUGCGGCGAGGAGAGCGCGGCGUUCUUCGUGACCAUCGCCGUCGUCGGGCGCCUCGUGCUCGCGAACGUCGUGCUCGCGUGCCUCUUGGACGAGUCGACGACGCUCUACCUGGACGUCCUCGACCAGCGCAAGAAGCUCCGCAUGAUCUACUACGUCCUCGUCGUGCGGCGGCGGCUGAACCGCGCCUUCUUCCUGCUCCGGCUCCACGCGCGCGUCGCCGAGGCGCCCGGCCUCGCGCUGGCCGCGGCGCGCGCCGUCGAGGAGACGAAGGACGGCGACGCGCCGCGGGAGCCGCGCCUCAACAAGAAGCGGCGCUCGAGCACGCGCAAGGCCCGCGCGAGCGCCGUCCACGUCGAGCUCGUCCACCAGCUCAACGGCUCCAAAAACCAGCUCAACGUCAAGGGCCGGAAGAACUUCGCCGUGCCGCCGCAGAAGAAGAACGCGCGCAUGAGCCUCUUCCUGCCGGAGCCGGCGCGGGAGAAGCGCGUGCGCAUCCCCAAGAAGAAGCAGCGGUCCGAGGAGAGCUGGGCCCGCUUCUUCGAGCACCUCGUCGAAAGUAAGGCGUUCCGCGACGCCGUCGCGUCGUCCGUCGUCACGUGCGGCGUGCCGCUCUGCGACGCCUACGCGGGCCCGGACGCGCGGCCGGGCUGGGCGAUCUUGGACGCCGCGGCGGGGCUGGUUUUUGUGGCGGAGUGCGCCUGCCGCGCGGCGCACGCGUACCACCGCGCGCGGCGCCACCUCGACGCGAACCGGCGCCGGCCCGAGGACAAGCUCCAUUCGUCGCAGCAGAACGGGCUCAGCGAGGACCAGUCGGCGACGCUCCACGGCUUCAUCCACGACGAAGAGGAGGGCGAGCGGCGGCGCCACGGGUGGAAGAUCGACGACCGGCUCCGGCGCGCCGCGCGCGGCGCGGCGAUCGGCCUCGAGCGCGCCGUCGUCUUCGCGGGCAUCGUGGGCCUGAUCCUGGACCCGGGCAACCGCGUCUUCUUCGUGCUCCGGUCCCUGCGAUGUCUCGUCCUGGUCCGCGAGCUCAAGACCGUGCGGCUGCUGGCCGUGUCCGUGAUCUCGUGCGUGCCGACGCUCGGCGCGCUCUUUUCGGUGAUGUUCGUCGUCUGGCCCGUGGCGGCGCUCAUCGGCCAGGAGUUCUUCAAGGGCACGUUCGCCUACUGCACGGACCCGGGCUUCCCGAGAUACGCGUACCGCCGCGGCGAGACCUUCAGCGACGGCUCGGAGAAGGUCGCGCCGUGCGCGAACGAGCGCUGGGAGAACCCGCCCUACACCUACGACGACUUCCCGGGGAGCAUCCUGUCGACGUUCUUACUCAUCGCGGGCUCGGGCUACACGGACCUCAUGUUCUCCGCGAUGGCCGCGACGGAGGCGAACUACUCGCCGAAGAGCGGCCACAGCGAAUUCGCGUUCUGGUACUUCUUCGUCGUCUACUUCUGCCUCAACAUCUACUUCGCCCAGCUCUUCAUGAACCUCAUCUGGGGCGGCUUCCUCGAGAUGCGCAACGACGCCAUCGCGGCGACGACGACGGACGCGGAGGUCAAGGGCUACUUCGUCACGGCCGCGGAGGGCAACGCGCGGCGGCUGCUCAACGGCGUGCUCCACGACGUCAAGCGGUCGAGCGUGCCCGUGAGCGAGGCGCCGCCGACGCCCCUGCGGCUCUGGCUCGAGCGCGAGAUGACGCAGCGCGGCGCCGCGGGCUGGGGCCUCGACGGCGUCAUCCUCGUCAACGCGGCCGCGAUGGCCUGCCGCCACCGGAGCGAGCCGGCCUGGCUCCCCGCCGUCGCCGCGGCGACGUCGGGCGUCGUCGCGUGCGCGUUCUCCGCCGAGGUCCUGCUGGCGCUCUACGCGCGCGGGUCGCUCCCUGUGUCGCUCCGCGCCUACGCGGACGACUCCGCGAACCUCGGCAACUUGUUCGUGACGCUGGCCGCGCUCGUCGAGGCGCUCUGGGGCCGGUCCUGCCGCGACGCGGGGCCCGUCAAGGUCGCGGCCGCCGUGUCCUGCGCGCGCAUCCUGCGAUUAUUGCGGCGCCUGCCGAACUACGCGCAGAUCUACUACGCGGUCACGCGGCCGAUGCGGUUCAUCGUCGCGAUCCUGCUCAUCAUGUUCAUGAUCCUGUACGUCUACGCGGGCCUGGGGCGGUUGCUCUACGCGCACUACGACCUGCCGGAGCCCCGGGGCCACUACCUCGGCUUCCAGUCGCCGGCGCACGCGCUGCUGCUGUUGUUCGUGUGCGCGAACGGCGACGUCUGGCCCGAGCUCGUUAUAGCGGCCGCGGACCCGAAGCCGGGCUGGAACGAGCCGUUGUACAAGUUUGGGGUGUAUGUGUUCUUCGGCUCCUUCGUGGUGAUCAUGGACUUUUUCGUGUUGAACCUCUUCGUCAUGAUCAUCUCGGAGGCCUACGACUCGCUGAGCGAGCCGAAGAUCGUCGCGGCCUACGGCGGCAUCGAGGACCUGCGGCGCGUCUGGGGGAGGCACGACCCGACGGGCUCCGGGCGCAUCCCCGAGGCGGCCAUCUACCGGCUGCUGCGGGACCUGAAGGCGCCCUUCGGGUGCGGCCGCGACUCGCGCUUCGUCGAGCUCAUGGUCCGCGCGCGCUUCAUCCUCGAGGAGUGCCACGCCUACGAGAAGAACCGCCACAGUGCCUACGCCGUGCACCUCGACGUGGCGCACCACGACACGUCCCUCGACACGCUCGCCGACGGCCAGGCCGCGCGCGAGCUCGAGUACCACGCGGUCGCCGCGACGCUCGUGAAGCAGUGCUUCAUCGGCAUCCCCAAGCUCAAGGUCCGCUGGUGCCGCUGCCUCGUCCAGCUCCACGUCAUGCGCUGCGUGGGCCGCUUCCGCCACGCGCGCCUCUCCGCCGCGGGCGACCCGAAGGACACGAACUCGGGGCCCGGCGACGACGUCGUGCCAACAUAAAAUAGUGAAGCUGG